This is a messenger RNA of Dracunculus medinensis (Guinea worm), 771 nucleotides long. Lineage: Eukaryota; Metazoa; Nematoda; Chromadorea; Rhabditida; Dracunculidae. The record is from the annotation of a GenBank genome assembly.
AUGUUCAUUGAGACAAAUCUAUGUGGUCCUUUAAGAAUAGCCAGUAACGGGGUGGACUCAGUUGUCAUUGGUGGCAAUGAAAAAUCACUUAUAAUUGAUGCCUCAACUUCUUUCCGAGUAUCCACAACCAUUGGGCCUCCUUCAUUAUCUAAUGCCGAAGACAGGUCGAAUUCCGAAUCCGACUCGCAUCAUAUUGUGGAACAACGCUUAGAAAAAAAAUUUGAGACUGAAGACCGGAAAAAGUCUCAGCUUGCAUCAACAUUUGAACUAAAAGUAGAGCACAAGAUUGAACAUAUCGUACCACAUGUCGAAGCUCGUCGAUGGGACAGUGGACAAAUAGAAACCGUUGAUCCAUCAAAUUCCCGCCAGGAAUAUAUUGACGAUUUACCACCACUCGACAUUGUCGAUGAUGUGGAGGAAGAAGAGCCACUAGAAGUAUUGCCAGUUGAGCGAUGCUAUUUGAAUAAGGAAAAAUUAACAGCUGAAAUUCUGAUUGAUAUGGCCAGUGAAAAACGAAAUCUUUCAAGGAUAUUAAAGCAAUAUAAUACUCAGUUACGAACUUAUUGUAGUCCCGAGCAUGAAGCACGAGAUGAAUCUUUCAGGAAUUGUCCGCUAUGGCGUGAAGAGAAAAUGAUCCAUUAUUAUAAACUUAUGAGAUUACUCUACUGUUCUGAUUAUAAUUUAUGGCCAAAUGCGCCAAAAAUCAAGCGAUCAUUUGGAGCAAAUUUACAGCUAUUUGAGAAACUCUAUGCUUUUCUACCUAAGCAAUAA